GAACCCCGCUCUGACCAAAAAACCUCCAACUCCAGAGCUGAACACACGCACGCUCUCUCCAAAAAACAUGACGUUUAGGCGGAGUGCGCACCGGCGCUGCGCUGCGCUCCUCUUAUCUCCACGAGCGCGUGCCCAUUGCGGACUUUUGCCCUCCGGCUCAGAUAGGCAAAGAUAACACAAGCGGGGUUAGAGCAGCUCCAGCAUGUUUUCGCCAAAGUCGCCGAAAAGUCCGUCAAAGAAUGCGUCCAAGUCGUCGCACGGCGCCGGGGAGCAGAUUUGUAUGACUGAAUGUGCCUGUAAACCAGACUGCACCUGUGCGAUCCACUGCGAGUGCGGCGGCACGACGCGCUGCGCGCCGGGGUUCAAGAGGAAUGGCCCUGACACUGAGAAACAUGGCUUUGAAAACCUGGCUUACGAGUAUGGCAGUCAGAGUGAACUUUACCCUCCACCCAAACCUGUCUCCAGUGCAACCUUUAAACUCCUGGGACUCUCCCCUGAGCACCAGGCCCAAGCUGUUCAAAGCAGAAUUGCCACCCUGAAUGGAGUACUUGUUGCCAGCUUGUCUCCAACCAGCAGCUUGGCCAGAGUGGACUAUGAUACCUCAGUUAUCACAACCAAAGAGAUCGCCUUGGAGCUCCAGAGCAUGGGAUUCAAUGUCGAGUCAGCUGUGCGGAUCAGGGUGGAUGGUAUGCACUGCCGGUCCUGUGUGCAGUCCAUUGAGGGACAUAUUGGUCCUUUAUCUGGGGUUUCACAUAUUCAGGUGUCCCUUCAAGAGGGCACAGCACUGAUUGUAUAUCAGCCUCUUCUAGUUACCCAACAGGAGCUGAGAGACAAGCUCGAGGAUAUGGGUUUUGACACCACUUUAUUGACCGAAGAUCCACCUGGACAAGAUAUAAGCUAUUGGCAGGAGGACGCAUUGAACUCAUCAAUCCAGACUGUCACCAUCUGGAUUGUAGGGAUGACUUGCAACUCUUGCGUGCAGUCCAUAGAAGGGAGGAUCUCUCAGGUGACGGGAGUGCACUCCAUAGUGGUGUCACUGAAGGAGGGAAAGGGAACGAUAACCUUUGACCCCAGUCUGACAGAGCCGGAGCAGCUCAGGGCAGCUAUCGAGGACAUGGGCUUUGAUGCAUCACUUGAAGAAUUCACAACGAGUGUCCAGAGUCAUGACAAGUCCUCCCCUGCUCGUUCUGGACUUUCUCACCUUUCUGACCAACAGUCUCACAAUAAGGCUGGAGUCAGCAAUGGCACUGGGUCACAGUCAGCCUCUGGAAGCAGCAGGACUAAAGUUCAAAAAUGCUUCAUUUGCGUGAUGGGCAUGACCUGUGCCUCCUGUGUGGCCAACAUUGAGAGGAACCUGCUGAAACACAAGGGAAUCAUUUCAGUGUUGGUGUCACUAAUGGCUGGGAAGGCAGAGGUGAAAUAUGAUUCAGAAGUCAUGAACGCCGCUGCUGUUGCUCAGCUCAUAGAGGACUUAGGCUUUGGUGCCACAGUGCUAGAGGACAAUACAGUGACACAUGGGAAACUGGACCUCACUAUAACAGGCAUGACGUGUGCAUCGUGCGUCCACAACAUUGAGUCCAGGCUCACUACAACCAAAGGGAUCCUCGGGGCCUCAGUGGCCCUGGCAACCAAAAAAGCACAGGUCCAGUUUGACCCGGAAGUGAUCGGAGCUCGAGAUAUUGUCAAGAUCAUUCAGGGCCUUGGUUUUGAGGCCAGUCUGGUAAAGGCGGGCUUCAAAAACAACCUCGACCACACAGAAGAAAUUCGACGGUGGAAGAGCUCCUUUCUGCUCAGCCUUGUUUUUGGCCUGCCUGUCAUGGGCCUUAUGAUCUACAUGAUGGUGAUGGACAGUCAACACCAGGAACAUGGAGGCUCCAUGCCUGAGGAGCAGAACCUGCUGCCCGGACUCUCCCUCCUGAACCUGGCCUUCUUCCUGCUCUGUACACCUGUGCAGAUCUUUGGAGGCCGAUACUUCUACAUCCAGGCGUAUCGCUCGUUAAAACACCGCAUAGCCAACAUGGACGUGCUGAUUGUGUUAGCCACCUCCAUUGCCUACAUCUACUCCUGUGUGGUCCUCAUUGUGGCCAUGGCUGAGAGAGCCAGCCAGAGCCCUGUCACCUUUUUCGACACGCCACCUAUGCUCUUCGUGUUCAUCGCUCUGGGUCGAUGGCUGGAGCACGUUGCAAAGAGUAAAACCUCAGAAGCUUUGGCCAAAUUAAUGUCGCUGCAAGCCACUGAUGCCACCGUUGUCACUUUGGGACCUGGCCACUCCAUUGUCAGCGAGGAGCACGUGGUGGUGGAGCUGGUCCAGCGGGGUGACAUCGUGAAGGUCGUCCCAGGAGGAAAGUUUCCCGUUGAUGGCAAUGUGAUCGAGGGAAGCUCCAUGGCAGAUGAGUCCUUGAUCACAGGUGAGCCGAUGCCUGUUAGUAAGAAGGUGGGCAGUUUGGUGAUCGCCGGCUCCAUCAACGCUCACGGCACUCUGCUGGUGGAGGCCACUCAUGUGGGUGCAGACACGACUCUGUCUCAAAUCGUUAAACUGGUGGAAGAGGCGCAAACCUCGAAGGCCCCCAUCCAGCAGUUUGCAGACCGGCUCAGUGGCUACUUUGUGCCCUUCAUAGUGAUCGUUUCUCUGCUAACUCUGGUGGCCUGGCUGGCAGUCGGGUUUGUCGACUUUGAAAUUGUGAGGGAGAAUUUCCCGGGUUACAACCAGAACAUCCCGAAGGCGGAGGUCAUCGUCCGCUUUGCCUUCCAGGCCUCCAUCACUGUUCUGUCCAUUGCCUGCCCCUGCUCUCUGGGGUUGGCAACCCCGACAGCUGUCAUGGUGGGCACGGGGGUCGGAGCUCAGAACGGCAUCCUGAUUAAGGGAGGCGAGCCACUGGAGUUGGCGCAUAAGAUUCGUGCGGUGAUGUUUGAUAAGACUGGCACGAUAACAAACGGCGUGCCACGGGUGACUCGUGUGUUGGUGUUGUGGGAAACGGGCCGCAUGCCCCUGAGGAAGAUCCUGGCUUUGGUCGGCACAGCAGAGGCCAGCAGCGAGCACCCACUGGGCACGGCAGUCGCCAAACACUGCAAAGAGGAGCUGGGCUUCGCCAUGCUGGGCUACUGCCAGGACUUCCAGGCCGUGCCCGGCUGUGGGAUCAGCUGCCGGGUCUCCAACGUGGAACAUCUGCUGCACCAGCAGAGUGAAGAGUGUUUCCUUCUGGCAGGAGCCACCACUGAUGAAAGUAGCCUCCUCUCUGCUGCAGAGGCCUCGUCUGCAGGUGAGCCUCUGUCCUACUCUGUCCUGAUUGGGAACAGAGAGUGGAUGAGGAGGAACGGCCACCACAUCGAAGCAGACGUUGACGCCGCCAUGUCCAGCCAUGAGACGAAAGGACAGACUGCCAUCCUGGUGUCGAUAGAUGGUGUGCUGUGUGCCAUGAUAGCUGUUGCAGACACAGUGAAGGCAGAGUCAGCAUUAGCAGUGCACACGCUCAACAGCAUGGGCAUCGAGGUGGUGAUGAUAACCGGAGAUAACAGACGCACAGCAAAAGCCAUCGCUGCACAGGUGGGGAUCAGAAAGGUGUUUGCAGAGGUGCUGCCUUCACACAAGGUGGCGAAAGUGCAAGAGCUGCAGAAAAAAGGCCUGCGAGUGGCCAUGGUGGGAGACGGCGUCAACGACUCGCCGGCCCUCGCUCGAGCUGAUGUCGGCAUUGCCAUCGGCACGGGCACAGAUGUGGCUAUUGAGGCGGCCGACAUCGUCCUGAUCCGUAAUGACCUGCUGGAUGUGGUGGCCAGUAUUGAGCUGUCACAGAAGACGGUGCGGAGGAUACGGAUCAACUUUGUCUUCGCCCUCAUUUACAAUCUCUUAGGAAUUCCAAUCGCUGCAGGUGUGUUCAUGCCUGUCGGCCUCGUGCUCCAGCCCUGGAUGGGCUCUGCUGCGAUGGCGGCCUCGUCCGUGUCAGUGGUUCUGUCUUCUUUACUGCUGAAAUUGUACAAGAAAACCUCGGCGGAGCUGUAUGAGGUGCGAGCGCGGGGCCUAAUGAGGAGCCUCCGAUCGUCACAGAUCAGCACACAUCUGGGUCUGGACGGCCAGCGGCGGAGCCCCGCCCUCCCCGCCCGAGCUUGGGAACAGCUGAGCCAAAGCAGCUCCGUUCAACCCACCCUCUCCAGCCGGCCGUCCGGCCAGGGACCGUCCAUUAACUGUGUCCAGGAGCAGCAGGACCGCUGCUCCCUCCUGGACCACCAGACUGCAGAGGACUGUAAUGUGUAGUCAAGAGGAAAGGGAAGGAGGACUCACACCGCUCAGUGAAGCUUCUUGGGCUUUGUGUUGGGCUUUACCUCAUCCUGACGGUGCUACCCGGAGGAGGGCAGUUUAGUUUCUUGACUUUAAAGUUUGGAAAAGGGUUGAAUAAAAGACCACAGGGACUCCAACACUGGCACACAGAAAUGUCAGCCCACUUUGCACACCACGCUGCUGGGAGGUCGGGAAGCCGUGAGUGAUUUUUCAGCUAUCCUGCAAAGACAAUCCUCUGACCCAAGAGCAGCAGAGAAGGAAAAGAUUAAGUGUACUUACAGCAGUCCCAAAGGGA
Messenger RNA from Scatophagus argus, 4568 nucleotides. RefSeq names its product ATPase copper transporting beta (gene atp7b). The transcript has 22 exons. The record is from RefSeq and is a predicted model, not a curated record. NCBI's taxonomy places the organism in Eukaryota, Metazoa, Chordata, Actinopteri, Scatophagidae. Gene Ontology annotation, cellular component: membrane. Gene Ontology annotation, biological process: monoatomic cation transport; copper ion homeostasis. The coding region runs from base 203 to 4249 and encodes 1348 amino acids. Gene Ontology annotation, molecular function: ATP binding; copper ion binding; ATP hydrolysis activity.